AUGUCCAGUAAAAUGGAAGCAACAACUGGUGGAAGUGGUGGCACUUCAGGUGGUGCCAGUGCUAACAUUAGUACAAUUGGUAAAACUGGAAGUAUAUAUCCAAAUAAAGAAGGGUAUGGACAGCAAGGGAAUGAAGAAGAUUAUGGAGGAAGUGAUAAUGAAAUUCAAGAAGAGUAUGGACAGCAAGGGAAUGAAGAAGAAGAUAGAAAUGGAGACGACUAUGGAAAUGUAGCAAAUGAUGGAAGAGACAAGGAAUUAGAUGAUGACUUUGACAGGGAACUCAAUGCCACAUCAAAUGAAGAGAAAGAGGACGGGGAUGAGGCAAUUGAAAAUUAUGAAGAGGAAUAA
Telopea speciosissima is the source of this 348-nucleotide messenger RNA. RefSeq names its product stress protein DDR48-like. The coding region runs from base 1 to 348 and encodes 115 amino acids. The record is from RefSeq and is a predicted model, not a curated record. NCBI's taxonomy places the organism in Eukaryota, Viridiplantae, Streptophyta, Magnoliopsida, Proteales, Proteaceae. The transcript has a single exon.